Molecule: messenger RNA, 1325 nt
Organism: Effrenium voratum
Lineage: Eukaryota; Dinophyceae; Suessiales; Symbiodiniaceae
Source: the annotation of a GenBank genome assembly
GAAUUCAGGAGAGCCUUGCGCUGGACGAGGCCAAGCUUGCGGCGCGAAGAGCGGAGCAGCAGCGCCGAAGAGAGGCGGAGCUUUCGAAGCUGGGGAUGCACUUUGCCGGGAUGGACCUUGACGAUGUGCCCAAGGCACCAAAGCUCGUCAACUUGCACCCGGAUCCUGCGCUUAAGGGCUGCCUGGUGUACUACUUGCCCCUUGGGGAGACUCGGAUUGGCGCCGACGCCAACUUGUGCCGCAUGGCGCUCUCGGGGCCCAACGUGGCUGAGGAGGUCUGUGCCGUGGACAACGCCGAGAACGUGGCGCUGUCCAUCCGACCCCUGGGCAACGGACUGGUGAGAGUGAAUGGCGCGAUGGUGCCACAGGAGGGCCAGCCGCUGCGGGAUGGCGACAGGCUUGCGAUCGGCCGUGCUUACAUCUUCCUGGUGCAGGUUCCGCGCGCCGCCAGCACCGAGUCGCAGGAUCCCACGGACGACUUUGAGCGCGCGCUGGAGGAGAUCUCGGCGUGCGCCCAAAUCGACCCACAGUGGGAGAACGGGGUUCAGAAGGCCAUGCUGCUGGUGAAGAGCGACUUCGGGGACGAGGCGGCGGGCCAGCUGCUGCGGCAGGCCAAGCGUGCCUCAGAAGCUUGCGAAAUGGCCAACGGCGUGCUGCAGAUGAUGCCUGAGAAGGUUACAGAUGGUGUGCGCAGGUUCGAGCUGUCCAUUCUCUUUAACGCCCAAGGCCUGCCAGAGGUGUGCGUGGUGGCCCGCCGUUGUCCAGGCGAAAACGCGGUCGCCGGCAUUUGGGAGGUGGAGACUUUUUGGCAGGAUCGUCUGCCCUUGCUCUUCGACUCCUUGACGACUUGCACCCAAGAGGGAGGAACGGAUGCUGACGAUAGCGAUGCUGCAGAGGAGUUUCGGCCUUCCGAGUGGCGCUGGGAGUCACGGGUGUGGAGCGACAUCAGCAUCCACGACUACAGGAGCCUGCUCAGCGAGCGUGAAGAGCUCCUCAGGAGCCUGAAGUCCGCCCAGGAGGCGCUGAAAGUCGCGGAGGCGGCGAGGCCGCCGAGGGGACGUUUGUCCUCGUUGGCUCUCAGCUCCUUGAGCCCUGCGGCUUUGCUGCGCUCCUCGGCCCGCCGCGCCGAAGGAGCCGCGAACUCUUCGAAGCUACGGCAGAUCGAUUGUCCCAAGGAGGAGAUCUUCCGGCCCCCGUCGCGCAGGGACCCCGGGUGGUGUCUUUCGUCGGCUUUGUUUGACGGUGUGACGCCAGCGAGGUGUUCUCCAGUGGUGAGUGGUCCACCGGCAGUCAGCGGGGCCAAAGAAGCGCCGCGAGGCAGUUGA